This is a messenger RNA of Parasteatoda tepidariorum (common house spider), 2098 nucleotides long. NCBI's taxonomy places the organism in Eukaryota, Metazoa, Arthropoda, Arachnida, Araneae, Theridiidae. The record is from RefSeq and is a predicted model, not a curated record.
GCUUAUCGUCACUUAAUUCAGAAUCACAAUAAAACAUUUAAAAUAGAUUUAUCGUAAAUUCCAAAAUAAUUGAUUACUUUUAAAAUACUGUGGAAACUUCCAUUAGUACAUAGAACCCUAGCAAAUAUAAAUAAACACUCUUGAUUAAAGUUAAGAAAUACGUGUCGAAAAGAGGUUAAUCACAAGUCUAUAGUCCAAGUUUGAUCUCUUAUGUGACCUUUCCAGAAUUUAGCAGUAGUUUUAUCGAGCAAAAAGUUUAGUAUAAAGGAUCAAAAAAAGACAACAAAAGCAGUAGUAAAGAGAGUAUAACCGAGUCAUUAGAGCUUCACCAACUUCCACUAUGAGCAUCAGUAUGGGUGACUAAUAUGACUGAAAUUACAUGGUGGCUGGAGAGAACCAUCUUCUAUGUAAUCGCCUAUACAUUUCGAAUUGUUUUGACCAUUGCAUUCUGGAGAGAACAAAAUUCAGUACCACCAGCAAGGAACCAGUUGCUUCUUAAAUCGGCAAAUCAAUUAGCUAAAGAAAUUAGGGAAGGAAAGCUGAAAUCUGAGAAAGUUAUUCAAACUUAUAUUAAUCGUAUAGUUGAAGUAGAACCUUAUAUCAAUGCAGUAGUUCAGGACAAUUUUGAUAACGCAAUUAUAGAGGCAAGAAGAGUGGAUGAUCUUAUUGAAUCAGGAGAAUUUUUCAUUGAACAGCUUUCAGAAGAAAAACCACUUCUUGGAGUACCAUUUACUGUUAAAUGUAUUCUAGAAGUUAAAGGUUUUAAAGAAUCUGCAGGCAGUUUGAUUUUUAAAGACAGAAUAGCUGAAACAGAUGCACCGAUAGUGAGUAUUAUAAAAGAUGCUGGUGGGAUUUUUCUAGCUUUAACCAACGCUCCGGAAUUUUGUUCCUCGAUGGAAACAGAUAACAAACUUUAUGGGAGAACAUGCAACCCUUACGAUGUAACCAGGACGUGCGGAGGCAGCUCAGGAGGAGAAGCAGCAUUAAUAAGCUCUGCUGGGUCUGUCAUCGGAUUGGGAAGUGAUCUUCUCGGCAGUCUCAGGAUUCCAUCUCAUUUUUGUGGUUUGUUUGCACACAAGUCAAGUAGAUAUUUGAUUCCAACGGAAGGAGUGUCCAUGGAUUUACCCCCAAUUUUGAAGAAGAUACACACUGCUGGUCCUAUGAGUAGAUUUUCUGAAGAUCUUAUUACUAUGAUGAAGAUCAUACUGAAAAGCGAAAAAACGAUGAAUUUUCAAAAAGAGGUUGAUUUCAAAAUCCUAAAAAUUUAUUACCAGACAAAGAUAGAUGGUGCCUGGGUAUUUAAUACAGAAAAAGAAAUAGAUCAAGCAGUACGAAACGCGGCAUUGCAUUGCAACACAAAAUAUGGCACGAAAGUGAAAGAAAUCAAAGUUCCACUUAUAAACAAAACAAAUGCAAUAGUGUUAAAUUCUUACUAUGGCCGUGUUGCUUUCAACUUAUUAGCAAUUGCAACAAACGGAAAAAUUAAAAAUUUAAAUGGAAUCCAAGAGCUGAUUAAAAUGCUAUAUGGAAAAUGUCAGUUUACAUUUUAUUCCCUUAUACCUGCUUGUUUCGCAAAAUGGCUUUUAAAAGACAACAUAAAUCUUGUAUCUCAAUGUGAUAAUUGGAACAAGGAAUUGGAGAAUGAAUUUGAAAGAUUGUUGGACGAUAAUUCUCUGUUUUUGUGUCCAACGCUUCCGCAUACAGCUCCGUACCAUAAUGAAUCACUUGUUAGCUAUGGAAGUGCUUGUUUUGUAAGUAUAUUCAAUAUAUUAGGGCUGCCAGUAACUCAGUGUCCAAUGGGAUUCGACAAGCAUGGUUUGCCUCUGGGAAUACAGGUUGUUGGUAAGAAAGGAAAUGAUAUGCUAACAAUGUUAGCUGCUGCUGAGCUUGAAAAAGCAUUUGGAGGAUGGAGACCACAGAUGGAUACUACUUUAGGAAAUAAAAAAGACUUAUAAAAUAUUUUUUUAAAAUUAUUUAUUGUAAUAUUGAAAGAUAAAUUUUGAAAAAAAAUUAUAAGUCUGAUGAUCAUAAGGGUUUUUGAUUGAAUGAACCUAAUAUUAACAAAUGUUAAUAAAAUUGGGUGGUGUUUUAAACCCUA